This is a messenger RNA of Eurypyga helias (sunbittern), 638 nucleotides long. It is a transcript of the gene GUK1, whose product is annotated as guanylate kinase 1. The transcript is spliced from 6 exons. Gene Ontology annotation, biological process: purine nucleotide metabolic process. Gene Ontology annotation, cellular component: cytosol. Lineage: Eukaryota; Metazoa; Chordata; Aves; Eurypygiformes; Eurypygidae. The record is from RefSeq and is a predicted model, not a curated record. The annotation marks the transcript as partial. Gene Ontology annotation, molecular function: GMP kinase activity.
GCUGUCUCUUUCUGCUUACAGAUACCACAAGGCAGCCAAGACCUGGAGAAUUAAAUGGCAAAGAUUACCACUUUGUGACCCGAGAGGAAAUGCAGAAAGAAAUCGAUGCUGGUGAAUUCAUCGAGCACGCAGAGUUCUCCGGAAAUAUGUACGGGACGAGUAAAGGUGCAGUGCAGGCUGUUCAGGCUCAGAACCAGAUCUGUGUCCUUGACAUCGACAUCCAGGGCGUGAAGAACAUCAAGAGGACAGACCUCAACCCCAUCUACAUCUCCGUGCAGCCGCCAUCCAUAGACAUCUUGGAAAAAAGACUACGUGACCGACAGACCGAGACAGAAGAAAGUUUACUGAAGCGUUUGACCGCAGCCCGCGUGGAUUUGGAACUUAGUAAAGAGCCUGGCCUGUUUGACCUGGUCAUUAUUAACGAUGAUUUAGAAAAAGCCUAUUCCGAAUUGAAGGAGAUCCUCCUGGAGGAAAUCAAGAAGACCCAAGAAUCCAGGAAGUCCUGAGCCCGCUUGGACUUUUUAACUUUGUACCUCAUUCCCGAAGCACACCACACCGUUUUAUUCCGAGAGACAUUCCCUUUAGGCUGAUCUUCCUCCCAAGUUACCCUAGGAUGUUUCUAUUAAAAGGAAAGAAAA